GAUGCCAGACGAACGCGGGGCGGCCGCAGUGAGAACACAGAGCCGCCUGCAGGGCCUCGGCCCGGGCGCUUAGCCGAGGGUCCCCGACUUUCUCCACCGGAGGCAGCCCUACCGCGCCCCGCAGCCCAGCGCCUGCGGCCGAGGGUAGAAGUGUUCCAGGAGCGGCAGCGCCUUUCCGCCUCGCUCCCCCCGCCCUGGUCCCCGCUCCCGUCUGGGCGCCGGCCGGUGGGGCGCGCGAAGCCCCCUGCGAGCGGGCGCGGGGCGCGGGCCUCCCGCGGCGGCACAUGCCGCAGGCGCCCCGCCAGCCCCCCAGGCGCCCCGCCAGCUCGCCCACCGCCCCGGAGCCGCGCCGCGGCUGAGCGGGAGGACCCGCGCGCUCCGCUCCGCACCGGGAUGGCCCCGCUCCUGCUCUGGCUGGUGUCCUGCUGUGUCGGAGCCUUGGGGGCUUACACUGAGAUCAAGAAAGUGGCCGAGGAACAGGUCACUCUGCCCUGUCACCAUCAGCUGGGGCUGCAAGAAAAAGGCGCCCUGGACAUCGAGUGGCUGCUCACGGACAGCACAGGGAGCCAGAAGGCGGUCAUCACUUACUCCGGCCAUCAUGUCUACGAUAACCUGACUGAGGAACAGAAGGGCCGAGUGGCCUUUGCUUCCAAUUUCCUGGCAGGAGAUGCUUCCCUGCAGAUCGAGUCUCUGAAGCCCCGAGAUGAGGGCCUGUACACGUGCAAGGUGAAGAAUUCGGGCCACUACGUGUGGAGCCACGUCGUCUUAAAAGUCCUAGUGAGACCAUCAAAGCCCAAGUGUGAGCUGGAAGGGGAGCCGAGAGAAGGCAGGGACCUGGCCUUGCAGUGCGCGUCGUCCUCUGGCACUGAGCCCAUCGUGUAUCACUGGCAGCGAGUCCGGGAGAAGGAGGGGGAGGAGGAGCGUCUGCCUCCCAAAUCCAGGAUCGACCACAGCAACCCGGGCCGCGUGCUGCUGCAGAACGUCACGGCGGCCUCCUCGGGACUCUACCAGUGCACAGCGGGCAACGAGGCCGGGAAGGAGAGCUGCGUGGUGCGAGUCACGGUGCAGUAUGUGCAGAGCAUCGGCAUGGUGGCGGGAGCAGUGACAGGCAUGGUGGCCGGGGUCCUGUUGAUCCUCCUCUUGGUGUGGCUGCUAGUCCGAAGGAAAGACAAAAAGAGAUACGAGGAAGAAGAGAGACCUAAUGAAAUCCGAGAGGACGCCGAGGCCCCGAAAGCCCGCCUGGUGAAGCCUGGCUCGUCGUCUUCUGGCUCUCAGAGCUCGCGCUCCGGUUCCUCCUGCACGCGCUCCACCGCCAACAGCGCCCCCCGCAGCCAGCGGACACUGUCCCCGGAGGCCGCGCCCCCGCCCCCGCCGGGGCUGGCCCCCCGCACCUACAGACUAGUGGGGCCAGAGGCCAGAGGCUGUGAACCGAAGAGAGUGCACCCUGCUCCCCUGGCCAAAGCAGAGAGCACGGCCAGCAGGAUCCCCAGCCGGAGCCGGCCCCUCCAAACUGUCUAAAUCCCCGGGACUCUGACGCCCAGGCUUUCCCGGGAGUCAGGAUCUUAGGACUUUUCUAGUCACUAGCUCAGCCACCAGCCACACAGGCCCCUCGAUUCAGAGGAGAGGUCACUCUAGCGGGGAGGCGGCAUGGAGCAGGUUCAGUGCGCAUUCUCCGUAAAUGACACCGAACAAGGGGAGGGGUGUCAGCUGACCGCGUCCGGCAAGGCUUCGGACAGGAGUGGGGGGAGCGGGUCUAGAUCCGGGCAUCUGUGGACCAGACUGUGGUGAGAAAGGCUGAGAAAGGGGGAGGGAACCCAUGCGAAACUUCUCGCCUGAGAUGUUUUGUAUCAGUACUUCAGUUCACGAUUGUCAAGAAGUGAGGUGUUGUUCAUACAUUUUUUCUGCCUUUCUGCAAACCUACUGAAUUAUGUGAUUAUCCAGAGUCAAGCAGAACCCACAGCCUUAUACUACACCUUUCUGCACCAGGGACUGGGAUUGCCGCUUCUGAGAAACUCCAAACAGGAAAUGUCUCUUCUA
Messenger RNA from Myotis myotis, 2037 nucleotides. RefSeq names its product CXADR like membrane protein (gene CLMP). The transcript is spliced from 8 exons. Bases 394 to 1518 code for a protein of 374 amino acids. NCBI's taxonomy places the organism in Eukaryota, Metazoa, Chordata, Mammalia, Chiroptera, Vespertilionidae. The record is from RefSeq and is a predicted model, not a curated record. Gene Ontology annotation, cellular component: cell surface; membrane; cytoplasmic microtubule.